This is a messenger RNA of Thelazia callipaeda (thelaziosis nematode), 273 nucleotides long. The record is from the annotation of a GenBank genome assembly. NCBI's taxonomy places the organism in Eukaryota, Metazoa, Nematoda, Chromadorea, Rhabditida, Thelaziidae.
AUGCAUGAGACACAGAAUUGCAUAAAGCGCGAAAAUCAAUUAUCAGAUAUUGGAAAUGUGCCACGGAAGCAUAGCGUUGUGACGAGAGCGUUAGUUGACCUAAUAGUUGUAUUCAAUCCUGUUAUGGCUGACAUAUUAGACCAGCCAGAUAAUGACAUAGAUUUGUAUGGAGAUGGAGAACUGGAUGGUCACUAUAGCGAACGUGAUGUUCUCGGGGAUGAUGAUGAUGAUCUUACACGGUUAGCAUGUUUUUAUCUCUUUAUCAAAAGUUAG